CCGCAAUGAUAUGCUCUGUUCCUGUAUUUCUAUGUCCAUGUGAAAAACACUUGUGUUAAUAUUGCGCCGCAUUAUAACCUCGUUUUAUGUUUUCUGCUGGAAAGUUCCCAAUUUUACUUGCUAGAAUCUCUAGAAAACAGUUUUAUGUAUGUCCGAUUUGUUUUAUGUACAUGGGAUUGACAAAAUGUAUUCUCCUAUAAAAUUGUCUCCAUCUAAGUUAUCACAAGGAAAAAAUAUAACAGGAAUUGCUCGUCACGUACGUGAUUUGACUGCAGAUAUCCAUGCAAAUAUACAACAAUGGAAUGGUCUUAAUCUUCAGGGAAUUGAUUAUCUAAAACUUAUUAUACAUGAAAAACAAGACAAAGGUUAUUCUGAAAAUUUACAAGAUUUAUGUGACAAGUUAGAAAAUAUUUGUAAUAAUCUAGAUGAUAUUGUUAAAAAGUUAGAUGAAAUUAAGCAUCAGUUGAAAACUAUAACUGCCUUACAGGAAACUCCAACUAAAUUGUUUAUGAAUGUGUCCACAAGUACAUUUGGGGAAACAGCAGAAACUAUAUAUGAAGCAUAUUGUGAGGAAGCUAAGAUAAAACGUAAAGUACUAGAAAAUGUUGCGCACCAUCAUACAGAAUCUAUGGAUAUAUUUCAUCUCGCAGCAUGGACACAUCAACCUUCAAUAUCUGAUCGUUUAACAACAUUAUUAGAAGUAUUGCUUCUUGAAACUGGUCUCAGAAGCUGUGGAAGCGAAUAAAUGCUGUCAAUGUAACAUGUAAUUUUUUCAACAAUGUAUUUGUUCUUGUUUUUACCUUAAUGUUUUUGCUGCGUAUGAUGUAUAUGUACGUCGUUGGAAAAUAGCAUUGAUUGUAGAAAAAGAGAGAGAGAAAGAGUUUUUCACAACUUUUACACACAUAAUAUUUGAAUAAGUAUAUUAUAAGUACGUCUGUUGCUUGGGAUGUUCUUUUUGUACCAAUAAUAUAUUUAAUAAUAAUAUGUAUGUGUUUCACAUAUGUAUUUAUAAUAUACUCAUAUCGUACAUAGACUUUAAGCUCGUUCGUAAAAGCAGCAAGUAUCCGAAAUAUUUAAGAAAGAAGAUAAUUAAAUAAAGAAAAUAUAAGGGCAAGGCGAGAAAGUGGAUAAAAGGUACCCUCAAAAAAAUGAUAAUCCACAUGUGAAUGUAAAUUGAGUAAUAGUUGAAUAAUAAAUCGGGAAAUUUUAUUAUCAA
Ooceraea biroi (clonal raider ant) is the source of this 1216-nucleotide messenger RNA. RefSeq names its product cyclin-dependent kinase 2-interacting protein. NCBI's taxonomy places the organism in Eukaryota, Metazoa, Arthropoda, Insecta, Hymenoptera, Formicidae. The record is from RefSeq and is a predicted model, not a curated record.